Spizellomyces punctatus DAOM BR117 is the source of this 1434-nucleotide messenger RNA. RefSeq lists its product as uncharacterized. Gene Ontology annotation, biological process: glycosaminoglycan metabolic process; carbohydrate metabolic process. NCBI's taxonomy places the organism in Eukaryota, Fungi, Chytridiomycota, Chytridiomycetes, Spizellomycetales, Spizellomycetaceae. Gene Ontology annotation, molecular function: beta-N-acetylhexosaminidase activity. The record is from RefSeq and is a predicted model, not a curated record. The annotation marks the transcript as partial. The transcript is spliced from 11 exons. Gene Ontology annotation, cellular component: membrane.
AAGGUUGACGAGAGCUACCGGUUAAGCGUCAGCGCAUCCAGUGUUCACAUCACGGCCCGCACUGGCUUUGGUGUGAUUGCCGCCAGCACCACUCUUACGCAAUUAUCGUACCGAGAAGCCGACGGUUCCUGUGCUCUACCCGCUGGUGUUGACAUUGUUGAUGCGCCAAGGUUUCCUUGGAGAGGUCUCUUAGUCGAUGUGUCGCGCAAUUACUUUUCCACCACCCAGCUUAUGAAAAUUAUUGACGGAAUGGCUUAUUCAAAGCUCAACGUCCUCCAUCUCCAUGCUACCGAUUCUCAGUCUUUUCCAUUGGACUGGGAAUUCGACGACCGAAAACUUGUGCGGGUCGGUGCAUACAAGAACAAAGAUGGUUCAUUAAAAGUUUACACCAAAAGAGACAUUGCGCAGCUCGUCGCGCACGCAUUCGCCAGAGGAGUCAGGAUUGUCCCAGAAUUUGACUUUCCGGGACAUACAACGGUUUGGGCAAAUGCCUAUCCUGAGAUUGUUAUGGGAGCAAAUCACGUUUGCUGGGACGGUCAAGAUGAUGACACAACUGCAUGCAACGGUCGUUGGGCAGAUCGCUUCUGCAACCAACCGCCUUGUGGACAAAUAAACCCAUGGAACGAACGUAGCUAUGAGCUGAUCAGCCAGUUUCUUUCGGACAUGACAGCCUGGUUUCCUAGCCCAUAUCUUGGCACCGGGGCCGACGAGGUUAACGCCAACUCCUGGGGUCUCAAAGGGAGUCCCAAGAGAUUUCAGCAAACCAUUCAAACCUUCCAAAACCGCAUAGCCGAGAUCGUCAAGAAAAACAAACGUCGGAUGCUGGUUUGGAGUGAUUCCAUUAUCAAUUACGGAUUAGCAGGAACGCCAGCGUUACCUGCCGAUGCUAUAACGAUCGCUUGGGAGAUACAUAGUCAAGCAGAGGUAGAUACAAUUGCCAAAGUGGGUCCAACCGUAAUUGCAUCUUAUCCGCAUUUCUAUCUCGACUGCGGCCCUCAAGCAACCUGGUGCGCCCCAUUCAAGACUUGGGAGACUGUGUACGACUAUAACCCGACCGCGGCGCUCUCUGACGUAGGUAAAGCCAAUGUAAUUGGCGGGGAAGUUGCAAUGUGGAGCGAGACGAUCAAAUGUGAUGUUAUAGAAUACGCCAUUUUCCCUCGAGUCGCCGCUGCUGCCGAGCGCUUCUGGUCCUCCGAGUCUACUGUUCGCAACGCGGACACCCCCAUCCGUCUCGUCGCAUGGUCAACCCGUGCGACUGAGCUUUUCAAUUUGACCAUGUCACCACUCAGCUGGAACGGCGUCCUGUCUACUCUGUAUCGUCCCGAAUGGUGUGAUUUCAAUCUGAACACUCCUGCUCAGAUGGGGGGCCAUGGAGUUAACUAUUGCGAACCUGCCUCCAAAUACACGACGAAUGACAUUCAAUGUUCGGUUUAG